CCACGCGCCGUGACUAAAUCACUGGUGCUGGAGACGGACGGGAACUCGGGCUGGCGGUGGCGUGUCGUUCGGAGGCUGGAGACGACCCAAGCUGGUGCUGGGGCAGCUCCCAUCCCGAGGUGGCAGUCCUAGGUCCGGGCCCGGCUGUGACGCACGCUCAGAGAGUCCGGUUUUCUGAGAACUAAGGGCUUGUGGAUCCAAAACUCGGGAUCGCACUAACGUGACACCCGGGCUAGCUGCCUUUCCCCGGACCGAGGGAUACCCCGGAGAGCAUCCGAGUCACGCCGACCCGGAACUGCUUGAGCAACGGCCAUGGCGGCUCUAGGCCCCGGCAGCCAGAACGUCACCGAAUAUGUCGUCCGAGUCCCCAAGAACACAACCAAAAAGUACAACAUAAUGGCUUUUAAUGCAGCUGAUAAAGUCAACUUUGCUACCUGGAACCAGGCCCGGCUAGAGCGAGAUCUGAGCAACAAGAAGAUCUACCAGGAAGAGGAGAUGCCAGAGUCCGGAGCAGGCAGUGAAUUCAACCGAAAGCUCCGGGAGGAGGCCAGACGAAAGAAGUACGGCAUCGUCCUGAAGGAGUUCCGGCCCGAGGACCAGCCCUGGCUACUCCGGGUCAACGGCAAAUCGGGCAGGAAGUUCAAGGGCAUAAAGAAGGGCGGAGUGACAGAGAACACGGCCUACUACAUCUUCACGCAGUGUGCCGAUGGUGCCUUUGAGGCCUUCCCUGUGCAGAACUGGUACAAUUUCACACCGCUGGCCCGACAUCGCACACUCACUGCUGAGGAGGCCGAGGAGGAGUGGGAGAGGAGGAACAAGGUCCUGAACCACUUCAGCAUCAUGCAGCAGCGGAGGCUCAAGGACCAGGACCAGGACGAAGACGAGGAGGGGAAGGAGAAGCGGAGCCGCAAGAAGCCCAGCGAGCUGCGCAUCCAUGACCUGGAGGACGACCUGGAAAUGUCCUCCGAUGCCAGUGAUGCCAGUGGCGAGGAGGAAGGCAGCAGAGCCUCUAAGACUAAAAAAAAGGCCCCACUGACCAAGGCGGGCAGGAAGAAGAAAAAGAAGAAGGGCUCAGAUGAUGAGGCCUUUGAGGACAGCGAUGACGGGGACUUUGAGGGCCAGGAGGUGGACUACAUGUCAGACGGCUCCAGCAGCUCCCCAGAUGAAUCAGAGGGCAAACCCAAAGUGCCGAAGCAGGAGGCUGGCCCCAAGGGUGUGGAUGAGCACAGUGAGAGCAGUGAAGAGAGCGAGGAGGAGAAGCCCCCUGAGGAAGACAAGGAGGAGGAGGAGGAGAAGAAGGCCCCCACCCCACAGGAGAAGAAGCGCAGGAAAGACAGCAGCGAUGAGUCAGACAGCUCAGAGGAGAGCGACAUUGACAGUGAGACCUCCUCUGCACUCUUCAUGGCGAAGAAGAAGACACCCCCCAAGAGGGAGCGGAAACCAUCAGGGGGUAGUUCUAAGGGUACCAGUCGACCAGGGACUCCUAGUACAGAAGCAGCAAGCACCUCUUCUACCCUGCGGGCUGCAGCCAGCAAGCUGGAGCAGGGGAAGCGGACAGGUGAGACUCCAGCAGCCAAGCGCCUGCGGAUGGACACGGCACCUCAGAGCCUGUCUGGGAAGUCCACACCCAGUGGCGGUGACGUCCAGGUGACAGAGGACGCUGUACGCCGCUACCUGACUCGUAAGCCCAUGACCACAAAGGACCUGCUGAAAAAGUUCCAGACCAAAAAGACGGGGCUGAGCAGCGAGCAGACCGUGAAUGUGCUGGCGCAGAUCCUCAAGCGCCUCAACCCCGAGCGCAAGAUGAUUGGGGACAAGAUGCACUUCUCCCUCAAAGAGUAGUGCUAAUAAAGAGAGUAAACCCAGA
This is a messenger RNA of Mesocricetus auratus (golden hamster), 1867 nucleotides long. RefSeq names its product general transcription factor IIF subunit 1 (gene Gtf2f1). The record is from RefSeq and is a predicted model, not a curated record. The transcript is spliced from 13 exons. Gene Ontology annotation, biological process: transcription initiation at RNA polymerase II promoter; positive regulation of transcription elongation by RNA polymerase II. The coding region runs from base 313 to 1842 and encodes 509 amino acids. Gene Ontology annotation, molecular function: DNA binding; RNA polymerase II general transcription initiation factor activity; TFIIF-class transcription factor complex binding. Lineage: Eukaryota; Metazoa; Chordata; Mammalia; Rodentia; Cricetidae. Gene Ontology annotation, cellular component: nucleus; transcription factor TFIIF complex.